CUCAGCUUCUCUCUCUUGGCCGAGAAGCAUGACUGGACGGGACGGGCAUUCGGAUGGGCUGUCUAGGAGUAGAGCCCUGGCUCCGGGCUGUCCUCCCACCGGCUCUCGCCUUCGAAGCUUCGCCAUCAACGACCUGCUGGGCUUGGAAGGCGACUUGCCAACUCCGGCGGGGCCCGGGUUAGGAACCAGCUGUGAAGCUUCAGAGGAGGCCGCAGGCCCAGGGCCAGGACUCUGCGGUUCCUGCCCUGCGCGCGGGGCUCUCCCGCUGGGGCUGGGCCUCCUCUGCGGCUUCGGGGCGCAACCCUCCUCCGCGGCCGCUGCUCGUGCGCGCUGCCUGCUCCUCGCCGAUCUGAGGCUUCUGCCGCCCGCUGGACCCGAACCUGCGGUCGCCCAGACCCGGGUCUGCCCGCCACCUGCGCUCGGCAGCCAGCAGCGCAGCGAGAGCGUCUCCACGUCGGAUGGGGACAGUCCAUCUGAAGAAAAGAGUGACCUGAAGAUGUCCCCUACCCCGGGCAAGAGGAAGAAGCGGAGGCACAGGACAGUUUUCACUGCCCAUCAGCUGGAAGAGCUGGAGAAGGCAUUUGGUGAGGCUCACUACCCUGACGUGUAUGCCCGGGAGAUGUUGGCUGUGAAAACAGAGCUCCCCGAAGACCGGAUACAGGUCUGGUUCCAGAACCGGAGAGCCAAGUGGCGUAAGCGAGAGAAGCGCUGGGGUGGCAGCAGCGUGAUGGCUGAGUACGGGCUCUAUGGGGCCAUGGUGCGCCACUGCAUUCCACUGCCAGAUUCUGUGCUCAACUCAGUGGACAGCCUGCAGGGCUCCUGUGCGCCCUGGCUUCUCGGAAUGCAUAAAAAGUCUUCAGGGAUGAGGAAAUCAGAAAGUGAAGACAAGUUAGGACUCUGGGGUUUUGACCACCUCAAGGAAGGUGCUAAUAAGGGUCAGGAUGGACCUGGAAAAGGCCCAGACAAAACAAUUCUGGACCCUGAGGACAGCGUGGAAGAUGUGGCCAUUGACCUGUCCAGCUCUUCCAGGCAGGAGACCAAGAAAAUGCCCCUGGAGUCCAGUGCUCAGGGAUGUUCCCAUGACCCAGGGCUGCAGGUGUUCCAGCCCCCAAAAGUGGAAGCCUCAUGAGACCAACAGAUCGCUUCCUCCAAAAAUUGGAAACAGUUUUUGGAGAGAAAAUUGGUCUAAGACAAAUACCUCCAGUUUGAUUUCCUUCCUGAAACAUCUGGAUAAAUGAUAAUUGAAGGCAAGUUUCAUUUAAUUCUAGAAUGGAGAACAUUUCGUACAACCUGUUGAAUCAGUCAAGCUGGUCUAAAAUUUUGUUUCUUCUUUGUAGAACCUGAGCAGGGAAGACUUGAAGUUCAAAGAUGGGAUGGGGUAUAAUUUAGCUCAAUUGAAAGUACACACAAAAGCCUGGGGUCAAUCCCUAGCACCACAUAAACUAGAUGUGGUAGUGCACACCUGUAAUCCCAGUACUCGGAAGGUGGAAACAAGGGUUCAGAUGUUUAAGACCAUCCAGGUUGAGGUCAAGCUGGGCUAUACAAGACCUGAGAUAGAUAGAUAGAUAGAUAGAUAGAUAGAUAAAUAGAUAGAUAGAUAGAUAUUAUUACCACCUGUAUCGUUUGAGAUGUGAUUCAAUCAUUAAGAGGGCUCUCCACUCCAAGUUGGAGCUUUUGGUUUGGCUUAAUGAGACCGGGUCUUGCUGUACAGCCCAGGUUAGCUUCAAUUUUGUCAUCUCUUGCCUCAGCCUCUCCAAUGCUGGGGUUGCAGUGUGAAUAUAAUUAUUUUACAUUCCUAGGAGUUUCUAAACAGAUGAAUGAAUGAAUGAAUGAAUGAAUGAAUGAAUGCUAUAUCACCUUUCCUUGAACUGGGUCUUAGACAUUCUCAUUUUCAUGGUAGGCAGUAAUUUUGAAUUCUGAGUGUUAAUUGCUAGGCCUUGAAUAUUCAAUGCAUAGACAGCAAAGAAGGCCAUACUCCCUUCCUCUGAAAUCACCUGGAGACAUGUUUAGACAAUUGUUAAAUAUCUGGAGACUGAAGAUCAGACCUGAUUUCUUGGUCCUUUUGGAUUAAUGUUUGGAAGCACUUUAGUGACUUGAAUUAAUGAAUGUUUUCUUUCCUGUAUUUCCUUUGCUGUUUAUUUAUUAUUUAAAAAUAAAUGUGUGG
Messenger RNA from Mesocricetus auratus (golden hamster), 2164 nucleotides. It is a transcript of the gene Vsx1, whose product is annotated as visual system homeobox 1. Gene Ontology annotation, biological process: regulation of DNA-templated transcription. Gene Ontology annotation, molecular function: DNA-binding transcription factor activity, RNA polymerase II-specific; transcription cis-regulatory region binding. The transcript has 5 exons. NCBI's taxonomy places the organism in Eukaryota, Metazoa, Chordata, Mammalia, Rodentia, Cricetidae. Gene Ontology annotation, cellular component: nucleus. The coding region runs from base 29 to 1129 and encodes 366 amino acids. The record is from RefSeq and is a predicted model, not a curated record.